AGCUAAUUGUCAAUGUGACAUACGGUGUUUAUUGUGGAAGGUGGUGGUGGUGUAUAUAAUUUAAUGUCUUUGAUAAAAGCAGUUUUUAUUGGAACUAUAGGACUAAGCAUAAAGCAAGGAUAACCAGGGUGCCACAUAAUUAAUUAUGGCCUGUAAUUCGUGUGCAAAACCAUUUUCAUUAUUACGAAGAGAGAAAGGCUGCCCGGGUUGUGGAUUUAGCUACUGUUCUAAAUGUCUUAACAACAAGGUGUUCUUGCCGAAAAUAAAUGCUGAAGCUAAGGUUUGUGCUAAAUGUGAAAGAUCACCUUCAGGUGAAAUUAAACAAAUUGCCCCUCCAGAUGCUUAUUAUAAGAGAGUGGCAGGGAUGAGUCCUGACCAUUUUGAUAGCAUCCCUCAUAACUCUAAAGACCAAGAAAUAGCACAACGGCUCCAAAGUCUGAAAGAUGAAAGAAGUAAACUAGUUGCUUCAGAAAAGGUUACUGAAGAAGAUAUUGCUAAAAGACUUCAGAGCAUAAAAGGAGAAACACCUUUGAUAUCAGAUGAGGAGUUGCAAAUGAGAUUGGCUAAACUUAAAGGACAUCCAACAUUGGUUACCACACAAAAAAAGCUAGUUCUACCAGCGCCCGAUUUAAGAACAGAAGAAGAACAAGCCAAUGAUUUAUUAAAACAAUACAUGGAACAAACAAAAAUUGAUUCAAAAUAUAAAGAGGAAUUUGACGAUAUCAUGAAUGACAUUGAAUUUAGAAUGCACAAAUUAAAAGGUGUUUCAAAACCACAACCUUCAACCCAAAACCAACAAGAUAUUGAAUCUGAAGAUGAGGAAAAGAUUGUACAGAAUAUUAUCAAAAGGGCUAAGGAACAAUCACUUUUGGAUAAUAGUACCAUACCAGACGAUACAAAUAACGAAUUACCAUUUUGUGAAAUUUGCGAUGAAGAUGCUACAAUGAGGUGUUUGGGCUGCAAGUAUUUGUUCUGCAAGACAUGUUUCAUGGAACAUAAAGAUGAUGAUGAUGGUUGUGAUAGAUAUGAGUUAUAUAAACCACCUAAUAAUAAUAAAUAAUUUAUUAUUGAA
Messenger RNA from Manduca sexta (tobacco hornworm), 1072 nucleotides. RefSeq names its product abscission/NoCut checkpoint regulator. The transcript has 6 exons. Gene Ontology annotation, cellular component: cleavage furrow; midbody; centrosome. The record is from RefSeq and is a predicted model, not a curated record. Gene Ontology annotation, molecular function: metal ion binding; phosphatidylinositol-3-phosphate binding. The coding region runs from base 146 to 1060 and encodes 304 amino acids. NCBI's taxonomy places the organism in Eukaryota, Metazoa, Arthropoda, Insecta, Lepidoptera, Sphingidae. Gene Ontology annotation, biological process: mitotic cytokinesis checkpoint signaling; abscission.